Messenger RNA from Nematolebias whitei (Rio pearlfish), 3941 nucleotides. RefSeq names its product TATA element modulatory factor 1 (gene tmf1). The transcript is spliced from 17 exons. The coding region runs from base 488 to 3937 and encodes 1149 amino acids. Lineage: Eukaryota; Metazoa; Chordata; Actinopteri; Cyprinodontiformes; Rivulidae. Gene Ontology annotation, cellular component: endoplasmic reticulum; Golgi apparatus. The record is from RefSeq and is a predicted model, not a curated record.
CGUGGAAAGGAAGUAGCGAGCAGGCUAAAGCUAACGCAGAGCUGCGAGUCGAGCGACCAAAACAAACUAAGACGGCCGAGUAGGAGAGCUGAAAUAAACCCGAAUUAAUCCUGGAAUUUGACCUCAUUUGACAACUGUCCCAGACUUUGAUGUGGUAUAUUUACCGGUACAUGUUUACACAUGACAGACUUGUAGUGAGCAUCUAUGUUAAGUGUCGGUUUACCCGUUUUCCAGCUGAAAACUAUCUCGACUAGUGUCAGACCGCUAUAGCUAACGACUUUUCCAGCUUUUUAAACUAGUUUGACUGUAGCUCACCGUCCACAGAGGUUCUCAGGACAGAAUCAUUUCGGACUAACACCAACAGGUUAUUGUAAAUUAAUGUAAAAAAAAAAAAAAAUGCGGAGGGUGGUUAAGUGACGAGAGUGUAUCAACACCGAAACCGUUAAAGUCAACCAUUUGUGUUGCUAAUUAGCUUAGCUUCUUCAGAAUGAGUUGGUUCAAUGCUUCUCACCUGUCCAGCUUCGCUAAACAAGCUUUAACAACAGCCCAGAAGUCAAUUGACCGUGUUCUGGACAUCAAAGAGGAGGACCAAUGGGGGGAGACAACUGUAAUGCCUUAUGACGAUGUUACUGUACCUGGUAAGCUUUUGGUAAGUGGAGGAUGGGGAAUGGCACAGUGGGAAGCGCCUGCUGAAGAGACCGCCACACCUCCUACUUCAUCAGAAGCCAUCACUACCCCUGUCACCCGCACUGUCGUCGAUGAAUCUGAUAACUUUUUUAAUGCCUUUCUGUCACCUGGAGAUUCUCAAGCUGCGACCACAACUAAAGUUGUGUCUGUACCCCCUGCUAAGUCUCGGAGACGGCCUCAGGAGAAGGAGGAACAAAGUGAAACAGCAGAGCUUCAGGUCCAAAAAGAUGAACAGAGUCAAAGGCCAGAGGGACCUGCUGAUUCGAGGUCUGAGAGUCAGGGCAUUGCUGAGAAUGAGCCAGAGGACACCAAAUCAUCACCUGCGUCAUCGUAUUCCGACACUAUCCUCCUUCAGCCAGUUUCUCCUGUUUCUUCUCCCAGUGACCUCCCUUUCAACCCUGACAGUGAAACAAGCUGUGUUAAGACAGAUGCUGAGUCAUCGUUUUCUGUGGAGUCUGCAACAGAGCAGCUAGACUCUUCAUCUGAACAUCAACCACAGAAGGAUACCACAAACUCUUCUGAACCAUCUCCUUCUGAAGCAAAGAGCUCUACCCCUCCAGAUCCCUCGGCCUCGACACCCUCGAAGGAAGUACUUUCAGGUCAUAAAGACUUAAAGACGGAGGAUCGUCAGAAUGACACACCCUCCCCUCCUGUUAGUGCUUUUUCUUCAGGAACCUCCACAACUAGUGAUAUUGAAGUGCUUGACCAUGAAAGUGUGUUGAGUGAGAGCUCAGCCAGCUCUCGACAAGAAACUGGUGAGAGCAAAACUGGUCUUCAUUUAAUGCAGGGCUCCUUCCAGCUUCUCUCUGCCUCCACUUGUGGAGAUUUUCCUCGACUUGAGGACUACCCCAAACUCACAGAGAGCUGCGGUUCCUCCUCCGAUGCAUUUGAGCGUAUCGAUUCCUUUAGUGUGCAGUCACUGGACAGCCAGAGUGUCAGUGAGGUUAACUCAGAUGAUGAGAUCCCUGGCAGUCAGACUCUGGCAUCUGUCACUGCAGGCCCUGCUUCUUUGACAGAGACGUGUCAGAAGCAGGAUAAUCCAGUGGCAGAGAAUGUGGGGGAGGAGGAAGAGGAGGUCUACGUUGAGGCAGCAAGGGAGCAGUCUCUGGAUGAGAUGGAGGAAAGUGGGCGAAGUGUGACACCUGUGAACAGUGAGCAGCCUGAGGAACUGACAGAUCUGGGAUGUGAUGGUAACGUCACACAGUUGGAUUGUAGCUCUGAAGCUGAAGAAACGCGUUCUGCGCCAAUCACAGAAGAGAUGAAGAGUGUCUCAACUGUCCAGAUUUUAGAGUUUCAAAAGGUCAUCGAUGAUCUGUCAAGUCGUCUUGAGAAGAGGGAGUCUCAGCUGCUGGCUGUUAGCAAAGACAAGGCCAAGCUAGAGGAGGAGUGUGACAACCUAAAAGAUGAGCUAAUAAAUUUGAAGGAAGAGAGUUCCACCGUGCAGUCCUUACAGGAGGAGUUCACACAGCGCAUCGCAGAUGCAGAAAGAAAGGCUCAGCUGGCCUGCAAAGAGAGAGACAUUGCUAAGAAGGAAAUAAAGGGCUUGCGAGAAGAGCUUUCUACAAGAUUAAACUCCAGCGAUACGAUGGAGCUCAUCAGAGAUAAGGAAGAGCAGAUCAGAGGUCUGCUGGAAGAAGGCGAAAAGCUGUCAAAACAGCAGCUGCAGCAGAGUAACAUCAUCAAGAAGCUGCGUGCCAAAGAGAAGGAGAGUGAUGGAAAGAUCACAAAACAGCAGAAGAAAGUCAAAGAGCAAGAGGAUGAACUUAAGCUCCUGCAGCAGGUUUUAGAUGGGAAGGAGGAGGUGGAGAAACAGCACAGGGAGAACAUCAAGAAGCUGAAUGCUGUGGUGGAGCAGCAGGAGAAGGAGCUGAGCAGGCUGCAGCUGGACACCGACGAGCUGCAGGAGAAAAACAGGAGCCUUCAGGCUGCCCUUGACAACGCUUAUAAGGAGCUGGCAGAGCUUCACAAGGUGAACGCCAGCAGAGCCAGUGAGGCCGAGGAGGUUGCUCUGAGCAGAGAAACCCAAGCGAAGGAGCAGCUGAGUGUAGCUCUGGAGAAGGCUCAGGAGGAGGCGAGGAUUCAGCAGGAGGCACUGGCCAACCAGGUGGCUGACCUGAGGCUUGCUCUGCAGAGGGCCGAGCAACAGCAGGCAAGAAAAGAAGAUUAUUUGAGGGAAGAGAUCAGUGAGCUUCAGCAGAGACUGCAGGAGGCAGAGACAAGAAACCAGGAGCUCAGCCAGAACAUGACCUCGGCUACACGGCCUUUACUGAGACAAAUCGAGAACCUACAGGCUUCACUGGGCGGUCAAACUGCAUCCUGGGAAAAACUAGAGAAGAGCUUUUCUGACAGGCUUGUGGAAGCCCAGGUACAGCUGGCUGUAGCUGUGGAGAAAGAGCGAUCGGCAACAGAAGAACUGUUAUCUAUGAAGUCUCAGCUGGCCUCUCUGGAAUCCCAGAGUUCUUUGCUCCGUCAGGAAAAGGCCCGAAUUCUGACACAGCUGGAGGCUGAAAAAAACAAGAGAGAGAAACUGGAGGAUGAGAGCAGCAGGGAGCAUGCUGAAUUGACAAAUCUGCGAGGAGAGUACAGUCGCAUGCAAGACGAAACCAAAAAGGAAAAGCUGCUGCUGACCAACCAGCUUGAGAUGGAAAAGAUGAAGGUAGAGCAAGAGAAGAAGAAAUGCUACUUGGCACAAGAAGCGCUGAAGGAAAAGGAGCGUAAGGCUAUGACACACUCCGGCGAGCUCCCAGGCUCCUCCACCCCCUCCUUGUCCCGCUCGAGCUCCGUCAGUGGGGCAGAGAAUGCUGGGCUGCACAUCUCUGUUCUCUCCCAGGACGACUCUUUAGACCACUCUCUGGGAACCAUGAGCAUGUCGAUGAGUGGAACCAACCUGUACGAGGCAGCCAGACUGUCCGGAGGCUCCAGCAUCCUAGAGAACCUCCAGUCUCAGCUCAAACUGAGAGAAGGAGAAAUAGCCCAACUGCAGCUUGAGAUUGCUAAUUUGGAGAGGAGUCGCUCUGUGAUGGCAGAGGAACUGGUUCGACUCACAAAUCAAAACGAUGAGAUGGAAGAGAAGGUGACGGAAAUCCCCAAGCUGACGGUUCAGCUCAAGGACCUGGAGCAGAGGCACAACACCAUUCUGCAGAUGUACGGGGAAAAGGCCGAAGAAGCAGAGGAGCUGAGACUGGACCUUGAGGAUGUAAAGAACAUGUAUAAAACCCAGAUUGAUGAAUUGCUGAAGAAUCAGAAAUAAACUA